AUGCCAAAAAAGUCUAGUUCUAGUGGUUUAGCGAUUGAAGAGAAGAGAGUUGCUUCCAUUUGCAGUGAAGAUGAUUUGAUUACUCAAGAGGUUAGAAAGGAAGAUAAACUCAAAGAUGCUAAAACUGAGAUGGGUGAGGUGAAGGAAGAAAAUGAGAGAUUGAAGAUGAUGUUGGAGCGAGUAGAAAAGGACUACCACUCCCUUCAACUUCGUUUCUUUGACAUCCUUAACAAAGAAGUUUCAAAAACGGGUGUGAAUGAUUCAUCUGCUUCUCAUGAUGAAACUGAAGAACCUGAGUUUGUGUCACUUUGCCUUGGAAGAAGUCCAAAGGAGCCUAAGAAGGAAGUGAGAAUUGGAAACUCAAACAAACCAAAAGAAAAAGAUGUGGAAGCCAACCUUACUCUUGGAUUAGACGCCAAACAUGUGUUGUCAAUGGACAUGGGGAUGGUGUCUGAUUUGAGUCCCAUGAACAGCUCAGAAGAACCAAAGGAAUCAGAAGCUGAGGGAACAUUGUCAACAGAUAAAUCAGCAAAAUUGAUAAAUGUAAAUAAUGACAUUUCAGAUCAAAUGCCUGCCAAGAGAGCCAGGGUAUCCGUGAGAGCUAGGUGUGAUACUCCCACGAUGAAUGAUGGGUGUCAAUGGAGGAAAUAUGGACAGAAAAUAUCGAAGGGAAAUCCAUGUCCAAGGGCAUAUUAUCGUUGCACUGUUGCACCAACAUGCCCAGUAAGGAAACGGGUGCAAAGAUGUGCUGAGGACUUGUCCAUCUUAAUCACCACAUAUGAAGGAACACACAACCACCCACUUCCAGUUUCAGCCACAGCCAUGGCUUCCACAACUUCUGCUGCUGCUUCCAUGUUGUUGUCAGGUUCUUCAACAUCUCACCCUACAUGUCAAAGUUUUGCCUCUUUUGGAAAUGCCCCUACUACACAAUUCAAUGGUCUAAAUUUUAGUCAGCAUUUUGGUGAAUCAAGAGCCAAACAAGUCUUCUAUCCACCAAACCAUGCCUCAUCACACUUGUUCCCAACAAUCACUCUAGAUCUUACUUCAUCCUCCUCAUUAACUCAUGCUCAUCACUUACCUUCAAUUUCAAACCCAAGAUUAUUUUCACCAACUAGUCUCAACUUUUGUUCCUCAGAGCCUAACUUCAUACCAUCCAAUUGGGGUAAAGGGUUCCCUAAUAAUGGCACUACCACUACACCAACUGACAAAAUCCACACAAGGCAAGUUAUCCAAGGAAACCAUUUCCAGGAACACUUUUUUCAACAAUGCAUAACAAACCAAACUCCUUCCAAGGAAGCUUUGGCAGAAACAAUAGCCCAAGCAAUCAACACAGACCCAAGUCUUCGCUCAGUGAUAACUGCUGCAGUUUCAUCAAUUGUGGGACAAGGAUCAAACAGUGGAAACCAAGAAGGAUUAGAGAAGGUUUUAGGUUCAGGUUUGAACUUAAAAUUGGGGGAGAAUCUGCAAUUGGGUUCUCUCAAUCCCUUGAACCAGAAUGGAAAAGGGUGUUUGACUGAUUACUUCAAAAGGUUGUCUUCUUCAAGUUCUGAGGCAGGAAAUUUCAUUUUUCUCCAACCACCAUUGCCAUUUUCUCUCUCCAAAAAGUAGCACAAAUCAGUUCAGCCAUUAUGCUACAGAAAUAAAGACACGUAUCAUUAUUUUUCUCUUUCUCUUUCUCUUUGUCAUAGCUGGAAAAAACUCCUCUAAUACUGGAUGAAUAUAGUAGAAGAGAGAAAGACAUGUGCAUUUUGUGGCGUGUCCAAAAAGCUCCUCUUUGUUACCUACUAAAUGCACUUAUCUUUCUCUAUCAUAUUGCAUUCAUCCAAUAAAUGGAGAGAAUCCUCUCCCCCCUCGCGGCCUAGCUAGGUUCAAUGGUCCUGUUAUUUCAUGUCAAACUAGGACCCUUAAACAAAAGAUUAUAGUUAGAACAAGAUGAAGUACAGCUAGAAAUCAAUGUUCUCACCCUCUACAAUCUAGUUAUUCCAUGUCAUUUUUCUAACACUCGAGCAACUGCUCAGACUCAAUAGACAACCAAUUACAGAAAUUACUACAAGUGCAGUUGGCAAUGCAUGCAUCCCUUUAUAUAAGUUAAUAUUAUCUACUUAUAAGCUUUUAUAUCGUUUUGUGGUCAUUAAAAAAAUUGUUAUGUAUUUUUUUUGUUCAAUAACAUGUCUAUAUCAUGAAAGGUGAAUUCAGCAAUUAUU
Abrus precatorius (Indian licorice) is the source of this 2204-nucleotide messenger RNA. RefSeq names its product probable WRKY transcription factor 72. Gene Ontology annotation, biological process: regulation of DNA-templated transcription. Bases 1 to 1608 code for a protein of 535 amino acids. The record is from RefSeq and is a predicted model, not a curated record. The transcript has 4 exons. Lineage: Eukaryota; Viridiplantae; Streptophyta; Magnoliopsida; Fabales; Fabaceae. Gene Ontology annotation, molecular function: sequence-specific DNA binding; DNA-binding transcription factor activity.